AUGCUCAAGCCUGGUAACCCACGCACCAUCAGUCUCACACAAGUCUGCCGACAAAUUCGAGAUGAGUUCAGGAAGAUCUGGAUGCAAAACGUCUCCUUCACAGUCAGAGACAAAGACAUCAAGAGGUUCACGAACGCGUUCUUUGCGUCGGACAAUACGAACCAGCGCGUACUCAAUGGGCAACACCCCUCGCGCGUCAUUUAUUUUUAUCCGCCAUCCACGAAUGUGGACAUACUACCUCUCCUGGAAGUUAAGAUAGUGUCCCCGGAGACCGAGGUCAGCGUCAUCCCCGGUCCCGCAGAUACCGAAGAGCAAUUCUAUUCCCAGUAUAACUAUAAGACGGCUCUACAACAUGCCAAGUUCUGA
This is a messenger RNA of Alternaria arbusti, 366 nucleotides long. RefSeq lists its product as uncharacterized. The record is from RefSeq and is a predicted model, not a curated record. Bases 1 to 366 code for a protein of 121 amino acids. The transcript is spliced from 2 exons. NCBI's taxonomy places the organism in Eukaryota, Fungi, Ascomycota, Dothideomycetes, Pleosporales, Pleosporaceae.